Tachysurus fulvidraco (yellow catfish) is the source of this 1564-nucleotide messenger RNA. RefSeq names its product zinc finger protein 503-like. Gene Ontology annotation, biological process: negative regulation of DNA-templated transcription. Bases 174 to 1163 code for a protein of 329 amino acids. The transcript is spliced from 2 exons. Gene Ontology annotation, cellular component: nucleus. The record is from RefSeq and is a predicted model, not a curated record. Lineage: Eukaryota; Metazoa; Chordata; Actinopteri; Siluriformes; Bagridae.
ACACAGCUCUGGGGAGAUGAUGCAUUUUCUUCCUGUGGGUUAUAAAUGAGUUCUUCGUGGAUUGAAUGAGAAGCAGCUCCGGAGCUCCUCGUCUCUGGGACCUGAUACGCUAAACCGCACUACGGAGUCCUGAAUAAUUUAAACGUUUAUCUUUUAUUAAUUUAAGUGUUAAAAUGAUCACAACACACAGCGGACAUUUUCUACAAACGGAUUCACUCCAGCAGCCACUGACUUCUGCUUCUCUCAGUCAUAUUGAGCUGGACGCCACAAAGAGUCCACUUGCCCUCUUGGCACAAACGUGCUCCCAGAUCGGACAAUCAGACCCGAUCUCUUCCACCUGCUCAUCGAACAGCUUGAAAGACUCUGGAUGUCUGACGAUCGGCAACAUGAGAGUUUACUCCAAAUCGGCAGAGAGGAAAGAUUCUGUCCCUUCACUCGACGAUCGGUGCGUGUCGAGGACGCAGAGUGCCACCUGCAGACCGCUUGCUGUAUGCUCUCCUAAAAUUCAGGAUGAAGAUGAGAAGAACAUCAGAGAUGGCAGUAAAAGUUCAGGUGAAACCUCUGAGACCAUCAGAAAUAGAAAUUCAGAGAUAAAUGACAAACAUGAAUCUAAGACAUCAUGGACUGAGACAUCAUCAGUGGUGUGUUCCAGUUCUUCCAGCCUCGGAUUGGGUGUUCCUCCAUUUUCUACGUUUCCUCUUCCGCCGUUUCCGACAAGCUGUGCGAGUUUCCCUCAGCCGCUUCUGCCUGCAUUGAACAAUAAACCAGGGACCUCCAUCAUUUCCACUGUUCCGUGUGGAGACCCGUACUGUCUCGGCUAUCACUGUGCUGCGUCUCUUAAAUCCACGUUUCCUCUUCUGUAUCCUUCUCACUCCAUUCCUUCUUCCUCCACAUCUGCAAUUACAAUAUUUCCACAUGGCUUCAUGCACAAUCAUGAACUCCACUCAAGUUUUUUAAACAGCGUUUCAACAGACUCUUCUGAGCCCAGUUUCCCCCCCUCACUGGGGUACAUAGCCUCGACUCUCAGGACCCCACAUCACACACUCGGACAUGGCGCUCGGUACCAUCCGUACUUCAAAAACCCUUCACCAGCACCUUCAAAUCCAUAUUAUUCUCUACAUGGACUCGCACUUUAUGGACAAAGGCUUCAUCUAGCACCUUAAAGGUUUUGUGUAGAACCACACAAUAGUGGGUCCAUUUAUUCAUUUCUUAAUGAGAAGUUACAAAAAGCUUUAAUCAGAAUCUGAUUUUUAAUAGAAAUUUAAUAAUAAACAAAAUCUAUAUAACAAUAUUAUAUACAAUUUCAUUAAUGUUAUAGUAUUUUGUCUUCUGUUCUUCUUUGAGGACUUGAUCAUGACAAACAGAAAUAAGAACAGAGAUUGAGAAAAAUAACAAGUGUCACAAGUGGAAAUUUAGAAGUUAAUUGCAAAAAAAAAAACAAAAAACAAAAAACGGAAACAGAAACAAGAAAAAACAAACAAACAAACAAAAAAGCAAUCCAUCAGCAAUCUGUUACCUUUUCUGAACAUGUACUAAUAUUAAUGUUAAUAAAUCUCUAACUGUC